AUGUUAGUGGGUAAACUUACAGGCUUAGAAAGGAGGAUUGAGAGCAUCGAGAGUCGUGGUGAUAACGAUAGUAAUAAUGCCAACUCGUCAUUAGAGGUUUCCUCGAUGCGUGAUAGGAUUGCGACUCUCGAACGACAAGUGAGAGAUAAUUCCUCAACUAUAAUACGAUUUCGUGAGCGUUUAGAUCAAAAUGACGAAUCACUUGCGAGAAACACAGUUAAGAUUACGGACCUUGAAUCGCAACGUGGCUCGCGUACACUUAGGUCAAAUCAGGCCACACACAGCUACAAUGGUACGUUACUUUGGAAAAUUGAUAACUUCAAUCGAAAGAGACAGGACGCCAUUAAUGGUAUCAAAACAGCCUUGUACAGUCCACCAUUCUACAGUUCUGAAAAUGGUUAUAAGAUGUGUGGUAAGAUCUAUAUGAAUGGUGAUGGUUUUGGAAAAGGAACUCAUUUAUCUUUGUUCUUUGUUGUCAUGAAAGGUGAUUACGAUGCACUUCAAGCAUGGCCAUUUCAAAAAAAUAUCACGAUGAUGUUAAUCAAUCAUGAAAAUGGAGAUCACAUGAUUGAUGCUUUUCAUUCAGAUCCUCAAUGUUCUUCGUUUCAGCGACCAAAGUCCGAUAUGAAUAUUGCCUCUGGAUCACCUCUUUUUAUGCCAUUGGAAAGUUUAAAAAAUCGCCAGUACAUUAAAGAUGAUGCAUUGUUUAUAAAAAUGAUAGUUAACUAG
Messenger RNA from Xenia sp. Carnegie-2017, 729 nucleotides. Its product is annotated as TNF receptor-associated factor 2-like. Gene Ontology annotation, molecular function: ubiquitin protein ligase binding; tumor necrosis factor receptor binding. NCBI's taxonomy places the organism in Eukaryota, Metazoa, Cnidaria, Anthozoa, Malacalcyonacea, Xeniidae. The record is from RefSeq and is a predicted model, not a curated record. Gene Ontology annotation, cellular component: cytoplasmic side of plasma membrane; plasma membrane signaling receptor complex. Gene Ontology annotation, biological process: tumor necrosis factor-mediated signaling pathway; regulation of canonical NF-kappaB signal transduction; positive regulation of JNK cascade. The transcript is spliced from 2 exons. The coding region runs from base 1 to 729 and encodes 242 amino acids.